Molecule: messenger RNA, 5181 nt
Organism: Aspergillus sclerotioniger CBS 115572
Lineage: Eukaryota; Fungi; Ascomycota; Eurotiomycetes; Eurotiales; Aspergillaceae
Exons: 13
Coding region: 1-5034 (1677 amino acids)
Biological process (GO): tRNA methylation
Molecular function (GO): phosphatidylinositol binding
Source: RefSeq, a predicted model, not a curated record
AUGUCUGCCCCCAACGGACCCGCCCCCGGUCAGAUUCUCACCGGGAAGCAAGAACAUUAUCUCAAGCGCGAACUCAUCGCCCGUCAGGUCCAGAGUGAAAUCGCCGAGCUAAACUCGCCAACCGCCCUCCAACGCUUCGGUGCCCCCUUCAAGUCAGAAUUCGGCGAAGUUGCGCCCGUCGACUCGGAACUCCCUAUCUUGCGAUACAUCUUCGUCCACCAUGUGCGCAAUUUUCCGUUCCUCGAUCAGGCCCGCGAGAAGGAGUUCUGGCAAGAUAAACUACAAGUGUUUCUAGAAUCGUUUGCAAAGAAGAAUGUCUCAUCUUCGGAAGACCGCCUGGAAGAGACAAAGCGCAGGAAGUUGGCGCGAAAGUGUGAGAAAUUGGUCGAACUCAUGAUGGUUUCAGGAAUCCCGACGGCCUCGGGCUAUGAAGAGCGCAUUCAAUUCUCGGAGAUGGAAGUCGUCGAUCGCGGGGCUAAUGAAAAGGGGCUGUUGGUCAACAUGCCCGAGGGAAAUGUAAUUCAUGGAUGGGAUAUCAAUGUGGCUGCUGUGCGAGUCACCUCGGUGCGACGGACUGUACGAUACCAUCAACAUGCGGAGUUCAUACUUCGUGUGCGAAGAGAAGGCAAGCCCGAUCUCUUCGUGGCUCGUCGUUACGGCGACUUUGCCAAACUUCACAAGCGACUACGAACCGAAUUUCCCGGCAAACCGCUGCCCCCUCUCCCUCGCAAGAACAAAUCCUCAAUGACAACAAGCUGGUUCGGGUCGGCAGAUGACGAAGCAUCCUCGGUCUCUUCCGUGUCAACAGUCGGUGUCAGCGCCGUGGACGAGGGCUAUUCGUCACGGAACUUGACCCCUGGAAACCAUCAUCACCGGUCGUUGUCCCGGUCUUCUAAGCGUUCCUUGAGAUCGCCCCGGGCAUCUAGUGAAGGUUCGAGGGAGACAGUGCUCUACCGGGAAGACCAGAGAGUCUCUCUUCGGGCGUUCCUUCGCACCAUGCUACAAAACAAGCGGGUGGCUGAAACGAAAGCCUUGGAAGAGUUUUUGACGGCCGACCCCGUCACUUUGAACGAAGAGGAGAAGCUGGAUAUGCAGAAGCGGAAGGAUGUCGACGCGGUGAGAAUAGAAGAGCAAAAGCGAUUCUACGAAAUCGCCCGGGCACGCGCAGCUGAAUUGGACGCUUACAUGGAGAAUUUCCGUCGAGACAUUGUCGAGAGCAAUGGCCUGACAAAGCUGUUUUCCGAGAUCAAGGAGAAGCCGACGGUGCAGGAUCUCAGUCCCAAGUACCAAAAGUUUGCUGAGUGGCUCCGGAUUGAGGUUGCUGCAACGCUUUACCACCUGUUCUUGGCUGAGGACAACUCCCCCGAACUAUUCGCACAAGCCAAGAGAAUCCAUUCCCUCGUCCCGUACACUCUGUUGAAGAAUGUUAUUCGAAUUGCCAACCCGGCAGCCGUGAUGGCAGGAGUGCUCGACCUCUUCCUGGCCCAGCCCUUCGGCUCGCGCUCGCUCCUACAGCGGAUCUUCUCGAUGACUCUCAACGAUGGCAUCAAGGCCUUCCAGAAAUCGAUCGAUGCGCUGGCCGCCAAGGUCGAAGAUCCCAUCCUCUGCCAAAAGCUUAAGGCGUUCACCGACUCGGAUGAAAGUCUCAAGAACGAGAUCCGCGCAGAAGCUGCUGAUGAGGAUAUUGAUAUUGUCGUGGCUAUUCUUCGCACUGAGCUUCUGCAGCCUGAGCUGACUCCCGAGCAAUUUGGCAAGGUAUUCAAUGCCUAUGUGGCCUGGAAUCAAGCCGUGGACAAUGUCGAGGUGGAGCUGCGAGAGGGUGCCCAUUGGUUUGCGAACAUGAAACAGCUACUGAAGCUUUACACUCGCCAGCGCGACAAGGCCAUGAUGCUCAGUAUCGUCGAAGAACCAGUUACCCUCCAGCUCUUCCGCGACCUUUUCACCAUCUUCUACGAACCGCUGGUCCGCGUCUACAAGUCGGCCAAUGUCUACAGCAGCAUCACGGAUUUCGCUCGUUUUGCUGACGAUGCGAUUGCAGUGAUCGAGAAGUGCCAGCGGCAGGAUGUUUCGGCGGAUCCGAACCAGACGGUCCAGGCCUUCAUCGAUCUCUGCGAACGUCACCAGAGCAGCUUCUAUAAGUUCGUGCAUGAGGUUCACUUGCACGAUAAUGGCCUGUUCACGUCCCUCAUGGGGUGGAUCGAGGAUAUCCUGGAGUUCUUGCGCAAGGGACCGCGCGGGGGCGAUCUGGACAUGAACGCCUUGCUGCGAGGAGCCAAGGAUUUUGGACAAGUUGACAACAACAAGGCACUGGAGGAGAUCAAUGCCUUGAUCAAAUGGCACGAAGACCGAAAGCGGUGGCACCUGAACAAAACGCGACAGAAGAUGGCGGCCGAAGGAACGGGCCAUGAAGGAUAUCUGGGUAACGCGACGUUCCGGGGCAGCGACUUUGGCCUGGAUGAGGCCGACCUUGAAGAUCUUGCCAUCUCCGACGCCGAAUCGGAGGGAUCGGAAGAGCUGGACGACGAAGAGGAUCUCGACCCGAUCACGGCGGAGCGCAGACGCCGGGUCAAGCAGCAGGACCAGCUCCGGCGCACGGCUGGCGAGCCGAUCAAGCCGGACGUAUCGGAGAUCCUCAAGUUGUCCGACUCGUUUGCCUGUCAUAUCCCCAACUUUAAAUCUCCCCCGAUUACUCAUGCUGUCUCCCACCAAAUCCUUCAGUGGCGCGGGGUCGCCUCGCUCGCCUGGCAUGGCCGUUCCUCUGCGGGGUCUCUUCCUCGACGAUUCUACACCUGCCAAAAGCCCCAAGCGCAACGGUGCCGAUUCUUCCUCUGGGCCAGCGACGCCGAAAUCCGCGAGAAACACGCCGUCUUGUCAAACUCUCACACCGAGCCUGAUUCCUCUGCCCCCGGAACCCCGACCAAGAAACCUCGCCUGUCCGCGACAGGUCUCCUGACACCCCAGACUGAUCGCACGAUUCGAUACGGUUCAAUCAUGGGUGCCACCCCCGGCGGCAGGGUGGGGUUCAAUACGCUCCCACAAAGCGCCAAAGCACGUAUGAUGUCAGAAGAUAUGGAUGAGUUCGAAUGGGAUGAUGAGGAUGAUGCGGCGGUGGGGAAGAUUCUUGUUCAAGGAGGGCAGCAGCAGCAGCAGUCAGCCCCGCUGCGACAGCCGGACUUCGGGCCACCGAAGACGCCGUCGGGUGCGGCUUCUGCGUCGGGGAAGAGGAAGUUCUCGGAUAUGGAGGAGGAUGGCAGUGGAAAGACGUUGAGCUUUACGCCGACUUCGUUGGCAAGAUCGUAUACGGAUAAGACGGUGUCUUUUGCUUCUACGGUGUCUGGUCCGCCGUCGUCGAUGGAGUUCUCGGGGACGCCUACGCCGGUCAGGUUCCGGGCUGGACCUGGUGUUGAUGCGGAUGAAUUGAAGAAGGAGGGCUUGGCGGUAACGGCUGUCAAGAUUCUCGAGAAGAACCAGGUGAAGGUAUCGAAGCAGGCGAAGGAUGAGUUGGUGGAUAUGUUGCAUAAGUAUGAGUUGAAGCUGAAGGGGAUAGUCAAGGGGAGGGAUAUAUCGCGGAUUGCGCUGAAGAAGAAGGAUGACCAGAUUAAGGAGCUGAAUGAGCGCAUUGCGAGAUUGGAGGGGGGACGCGACCUCCCCGCCAUGUUCCGUCCUCCAGUGAACCGGGCUAUGCGAGUCCUGGACCGAUCCUUUUUCAAAAGGACAGUGCCAAUCUCUGCGGCGGCUAUCUUCAAGAUCUCGGAUAUCUCCAACGUGCGGAAGGAAUUGACCAAGAGCCGGGAUUUGCUCCAGCUGCCGAGAUUGGGCUGCAUUCGGGAAAUCAAGGUCGAUGAUCUGGUGCACAAGUGUCUGUUGUUGAAGGAGGAGGUUAAGCCUGAUGACGCCACGACGUGGUCCCCGACGAUCAGCGAGCUUGUUAAGCAGGGAGUGGUUGGCGUGAAGCCUUAUGAUUUGACACUGGAGUAUGAUUAUUGGACUUAUGCGGAUAUUAUGUCCUGCAUCCUGCCGGAGGACAUGCUGGAUGAGAUCCCUCAGGGAUUCACGCAAGUUGGUCAUGUUUCGCAUCUCAACCUUCGCGAGCAAUACCUGCCCUACAAGCAUCUGAUCGCCCAGGUCCUAAUGGACAAGAACCCCAAUGUUAGCACCGUCAUUCGCAAGACCGAGGACGUAGGCUCCCACAGUCAAUUCCGCACGUUCCCCUUCGAGCUUCUGGCCGGCAAGAACGACCUGAACGUCAUCCAGCACGAGCAAAACUGCGAGUUCCGCUUCGACUACUCGCGCGUGUACUGGAACAGCCGUCUCGAGACGGAGCACCGCCGUCUUGUGGACAAGUUCCGCCCCGGUGAGAUGGUCUGCGACGUCAUGGCGGGCGUUGGGCCCUUCGCCGUGCCCGCUGGUCGGAAGAAGAUUUUCGUGUGGGCCAACGACCUCAACCCGCACGGGUACGAGGUGAUGCUGGACGCCAUAAAGCGCAACAAGGCCGACAAGUUCGUCACCCCCUUCAACAAGGACGGCCGCGAGUUUAUCCGCUGGUCUGCGCACGCCCUCCAAGAAUCCCCGCACACCGUGACUAUUGAGCCCAAGAUCCGGAGGAGCAAGAAAGCCGCAGCCGAGGAGAAGGGCGACCACCUGCCGCAGCCCGAGGUCUUCCACCGCCCGACCGUCUUCCACCACUACGUGAUGAACCUUCCCGGCAACGCCAUUGAGUUCCUCGAUGCCUUUGUUGGCGUCUACGCAGGCAAGGAAUCGCUCUUUGCCCCGCACACCUCGCAACCCCUGCCCAUGGUCCACGUCUACUGUUUCUCGGGCCACUCGGAGGACGAACAUGACGACCACGUGGAUGUGUGCCAGCGCAUCUCGGAGCGCAUCGGCCACACCAUCACGACGGAGGAUCGCGUCGGGGGCAGCGGCAACCAGGAAAUCGAGCUGGCCAUCCACAAUGUGAGAUUGGUCAGUCCUAAUAAGCAAAUGUUCUGCGCCAGCUUCCGUCUGCCGAAGGAGGUGGCGUUCCGUCAGAUCUAAGACGAUCUGCUUGGCUAGAACGUCUGUAUUAUCUAUCGCAUAGCAUCGGGGCGUUUUGGCUAUGGAUAUAGAAAAGUGUCGAUAAGUGUUGAAUUGAUACCCUUACUUGCCUUGUAGUUACACAUGGCAGUCCUAGAUCUAAAGCAC